GAUCCUAACCGGGCACCUCACCCCGACACAACCUCAGUUUUCGCAAGGACACUUCCUGUGGAUUCUGCCAUCAUAUUUUCCGAAUUUUCGGCCGUCGAACCCCUCUUACCUACGAUUGCACUUUCCGGGCCCUCACAAGCUACCCUCCAUCGUUGCGGGAGGCUCCAGCGAUUGGUGCUCGACCCUACGACACGGUAUUAACCUACGAUAAGCUUUAACGGAGCUGAAGCGAUGGUCGAUCGGCGAACCGACCGAUGAGCUCCAUGACCGAAAGGGGUGGUGAUGAUGCAGCCCGCGACGAUGUGAUAGACCUACAUGAUGAGGAAGAGCAGCAGACGCUGGCUGUCAAUGGCCGGGAGCAUGCACAGGCGUCUCCAAUUGAAGACCAAGACGCGUUCGACGAAUUUGUCACACCCGACGACCCGAUAUCGAUAGCGGUUACGAAGGAUGAAGACGAUGGCGCUGCGUCACAGCAAAAUGGAGACGUCGCUGGUUCACCUGGGAUUUCCAUCCGGGGCGCCGGGAGCAUCGACGACGCGGGCUCCGUCCCAGACGACACCCCAUCAAUCCAAGGUUCCAUCCAAUCCUCUCCGAGUAGCGCGCUGGGUUAUCGUCCGCCCUCCAGCUUGGGACAUAGCCCUCACCGUCCGUUUGACCUCCGGUUUCAAACACGUCUUUCCGUUUCGUUUCCUGGUUCCACUCGGUCGAUAUCACCUUCACUUCUUCAACAACACUCGCGCCAGUCUUCCUUUGCCAGCCACAUCCGGUCGGAUACGCCUGACCUGUUGGAAGAAGCGUCCCAGACUCCGUGGGAGGUUGUGCGAUGGACCAAGCUCAGAAAGCUGUCAGGUCAAGUCCUCUCCGAGGCAGGAAAACGGAAUUUUGGACGUCCAACCUGCAUGGCGGUUUCUACGCACAUAGUUUUGGGGACGACGAAAGGAAUCAUACUGGUGUUCGACUAUCAGCAGAAUCUAAAGACGAUAAUCGGACCUGGAACAAAAGGCAUGCCCACCGUCGCUGGAGGACAUGCCGAUGGCACCAUUUUCACCUGGGAAAUCUCGAGACCCGCGCGCCCAUUUCUACAUAUCCCUCCUAUCAGCGCAGCGGAGAAGGAUUUCAAACGAACCGAUGGCCACAUAUCCGGUGUCGCUGUCGUUCAUAUGGGCUUCUUAGGAACCCGUCGCACCGCCUUGGUCUCGGCUGAUGAUCACGGAAUGGCGUUCUCGCAUCUGGCAACCCGGGGGAUGGGAGCAGUCGCCCGUACAGUCAGGACCACAAGAAUACUGGGCCGGUACCCUGAGAGUGCUGUGCCCACUGGCCGUGUAAGGAAGCCUAGCACCGUGCUUGCAUUUUCCCCUCUUCCCUUAGGGAACGUCGAGCAGGCCACGGACUCUUUAGGCCUUGUCGCAAUGCUCACCCCUUAUCUUCUCGUGAUUGUUUCUACAACGCCAGUUGCCCAAACCCAACAUAAGUCGGCGCGCCCCAGGGAAGUCCCUGCUCACAGUGCCAUGACGGCUGCGCUGGCUUGGUUCCCUGCAAUAAAGUUGAAAGCAAAGGAUUCAGGAGUUUCUAAUACCAAGCUGGUAUACUGCUGGUCCAAUGUUCUGACGAUCCUAGAAGUUUUCGAGGUGAAAUCCACAGAUCCCGCGGAUAGAGAUAAGCCUCCCAGCUUUGCGUUUAAGCCGUUCGCUCGGUGGAGGGCUGCUGAACCCAUCGUUGCAGUACAAUGGGUAAGCCGCUCGGUUUUGGCAGUCCUGACAAUAACGCAACAACUCCUCAUCUUGGAAGACAAGUCACUGCGUGUGACGGAUUCUUUUGACUUAUUACACAAGCAUAUUUAUCAUGCGGACCUUUUCUCUAGACAGCUUCAGAGCCUCGUAGAGCAAUUGGACGAGGAGGAUCAAUCGAUGCAUGGAGUAACAGCAGACGCUUUUUAUAUGGGCUUCAGGGCUUAUAAAGGACGACUCUUCCUUUUAGGAUUUAAUGAUGUGUCUGUUGGCACGUUGUCCAACUGGGCCGACAGACUCCUGGCCCUGAUGGAAGCCGGCGAUUUUAUCGGCUCUAUUCGUCUUGCCACGUCCUUUUAUAUCGGAAGCUCCGAGAAGCUCACCGUUGGCUUACCGGAGGAAGAUGAUCUUAGACAUGAGGUGGUGCAGGAAAAACUUUUGGAAAUGAUGAGCGCUUCACUGCGAUAUGCAUUUGGCAAAAAUGAAGAAGCGAUCACAGAGCGCCUCCAGCCCCUUGAACUUCGGAGCCUUGCUGAGGUGUGCAUCUCAGCAUGUGAUGCUAUGGAAGAUCAAGAGUUUUUAUUCGACGACGUAUAUUCCUGGUACGAGGAAAAUGGGUCAGAAAAUGUUUUCCUCGACGUCCUUGAACCGUACAUAAUACAAGGCUCAGUUCGAACAUUACCGCCGGGAGCUGUCAAGUCUUUGAUUACGCAUUUCUCUACGAACCAUUCGGCUAGCCGCUUAGAAGAGAUUAUUUGUCUUCUCGAUACGAGCACCAUUGAUAUUGACCAAGUUACUACCUUGUGCAAGCACUAUAACCUUUAUGAUGCCUUCAUUUAUGUGUGGAACCGUGCCAUUGGUGAUUACAUCUCGCCUCUAAAAGAAUUGCUGGAUUUGGCUGCGCAUGUUACCUCCACCGCCGUCAAUGGCAACGCCGAUAUCCAAACGAAAACCCAUGCAAACGCCUUGAAAAUGUUCCCUUACUUAUCCUAUAUCCUGACGGGUCGAAUAUAUCCCACCGGCGACGAACUAGAAGAACAUAUAGCGUCGAAAGCAAAAGCGGAUAUUUAUGACUUUUUAUGCUCUGGAAGGGAUUCUGAGUUGCAGGAAGGUCAUUCCUAUACUCAUUUCAAACAACUUCGAACGAUGUUGAUGUUUGAUACCCCGGCAUUCAUGAGUAUGUUGAAUGAAGCUUUUGAGGACGGCUUUUUAAACGACAAUACAGGAGAUGAGGAGCAAAUAUCUGCAAGGCGUAUGCGCAGUGGCUUCUCAAUUAAUCGCCAAUAUUUAAUCAGCAUCCUUCUUGAACUUAUGGGCCCUUCUUCAAAUUUUACGGCAGCCGACACUAUUUAUCUGGACAUGUUUAUCGCUCGCAAUCUCCCGAAAUACCCCCAAUACAUUCUACUUUCUGGUUCAAUCCUGCAUCAGGUCCUUGUCAGGCUAUGUGAAUACCCCAAUGCAGAGAUGUUGGACGAUUGUCAACUCAGCGCGGAGUAUCUACUUUCGACAUACCACCCUCCUGACAUACUGAGUUUGAUACCUCUUUUCAAGGAAGCAAAGUUUUUCCGAAUAUUAAAAUCCACCUAUCGCAUGGAAAGGCAGUACCCGGAAUUGUUGCGGAUGUACUUGGAGGAUAGAGAGGAUCAAGAACUCGUCUUCACUUGCAUCUAUGAUUGUCUUCGAUUGGGAUCUUCGUUGACGGGGAAACAGCGUCGUGAUGUGCAUUCUGUCAUUAGAGAGCACGCUGCUGAAUUGGCACAUAUAAAUGUCGUUGAAGCAGCUCGCACAAUUCAAGCUGUGGCUACCGACUUGCAUGACGUUUUCGUUGAAUCUCUUGAGCCAGUACCCAGUCUGCAGUAUCAGUAUUUGAGCGCCUUAUUAUCAGAGAACAAAAACAGCGUCGAGGUCAGCCCAGAAAAACUCAAUCAUGUAUUGGUUGAGCGAUACAUUCAGUUGAUGUGUCAGUAUGAACCGUCGCGCGUUGCAGAGUUCGCAGACACUUUGAAAGUCGGAGAUUUACAGCUGGACGCCAUUCUACCUUCAAUUGAAAGCAGCGGAAUUAUCGAUGCUGUGGUGAUUCUUGUUGCUAAACAAGGGGAAGUUGGUAGUGCUAUGGAAAGAUUAAUCAAACACUUCGGGACUCUCGAAGCCGGAUUAUUAGGAGUCCUUCAAAGUGCUGAGGAAAACUCCGACUCCACAUUCUUGACUAAAGCUAUCAUUGAUCUCAUUCAGGCACUUGAAAAGUAUACUCGAGUCGGAAUCUGGCUAUGUCAGCAGCAGACGAAAUCUGCACAAAGACCCUAUAGGGACAUAAAGCUCAGCAAGAGAGGAUCCGUAUUUGAACAGCCAUUGUCCUUUGAUGAAAACUUGUGGCUCAUGCUGAUUGAAGCUGUCGUCAAGAUCGCUCAAAAUAUCUCCCCGUUGCUAACAAAAGACUCUUCGGUAAAUGAAAGUAUCAAAACCGCUUCUCAAUUGGAACCAUAUGUGGCUAAACCUGGACAACUCUCCGUUUCCCUUAGGACCUUAGUACAGCAUAUAUUUACGGCAUUAUUAACCACGACGACUAAAUCCGGGCGCAUGCCUGCCGACAAGCCGGAUCUGUCGUUUCUACGUAUACUCCGUGCAUUCCUGACACGCGCUGCCUCUGCCUCCCCUUCUUUAUCUGAACUGCGGGCGGUAAUCGCGUCCAUAUUAUCUGCUUAUGGUUACGAGGAGUCGUUGCUCUCUCUCACGAAUUCGAUGUUAGAUAAGGAUCUUUUCGUUCACGUGGAUGAAAUCACAAAACUGAGGCAACGAGGAUGGAGGGCGAGGGGCCAGGUAUGCGAGAUUUGUCGGCGGCGAGUGUGGGGACCCGGCUCGGGAGGUCACAUAUGGGAAGCUUGGGAGGUUAGGCAAGAAGUAGAUGCGAAGCGGAAGCAGGAUAGGACGAUUAAGGAGAGUCGUGAUCGCGACUUAACCUCGAGAGGGAAGGGGAAGGCUCUGGCUACGUCGCAAGCUACCAUCGGUCCUGCAACGGGACAUGGUGGCGACAGCAGAGUUGAAGAGCCCCAGGGCGGCGGUGGGCUUGGCCGGGGUCCCGUGGUUGUGUUUGGUUGUAGACAUCUCUAUCAUCGCUCUUGUCUGACGGAUGAGACUGAACGACGGAGACAGCAUGGUCCGUCUUCGUUGUCUAUGCAGGGGAGUCGACACCUUCAUGCUGAGAUUGGAAGUCCUGAAUUCUCUUGUCUAUUAUGUACAGGGUGUCAAUAGUGGGCGGAUGGGAUUGUUUACUAAUAUCUAACGACCACGUAGCUGAUAUGUACUAGGUAGAGAGUAAUCUAAAUACUGCUCAUUAUUAGGUGGUCCACUGGACCAGUGCUUUCAUGAA
Molecule: messenger RNA, 5094 nt
Organism: Coccidioides immitis RS
Lineage: Eukaryota; Fungi; Ascomycota; Eurotiomycetes; Onygenales; Onygenaceae
Product: golgi complex component
Exons: 3
Coding region: 255-4976 (1573 amino acids)
Biological process (GO): endosomal vesicle fusion; protein targeting to vacuole
Cellular component (GO): HOPS complex; late endosome
Source: RefSeq, a predicted model, not a curated record